Metopolophium dirhodum (rose-grain aphid) is the source of this 2974-nucleotide messenger RNA. Its product is annotated as proton-coupled amino acid transporter-like protein pathetic. Gene Ontology annotation, molecular function: amino acid transmembrane transporter activity. Gene Ontology annotation, biological process: amino acid transmembrane transport. Bases 620 to 2494 code for a protein of 624 amino acids. Gene Ontology annotation, cellular component: vacuolar membrane. The record is from RefSeq and is a predicted model, not a curated record. Lineage: Eukaryota; Metazoa; Arthropoda; Insecta; Hemiptera; Aphididae. The transcript is spliced from 9 exons.
UAUCAUUAAGACAAAUUAGUGCAAUCUACGCACUCAAUUAUAAUUAUAUCGUCUCUAUACAAUAUUAUUAUUACAUUCUGUUGUCAAAUUCGUUCUUCAUUGACAUAUAAUAGUUUCGUUUAAAAGUCGCGUAUUAGUCACAAAGCAGCACCCUCAGCAGUAACACGACGACUUCGCCACAUCUAUCGACCAAACAGUUCAGCAAGCGCAUAUUUAAAGAGAAUAGAAGUCACCACUGACGGAUAAUGAUGACCGGCUGCCAUCUACGUAAUCUGCAUCGAAAUUAAUUAAAAUAUUUUGAUAAUAAUAAACUGUCGUCGUCGUCGUCGUCGUCGUCGCCGUUAUAUAUUUUACUCAUAUUCGCCUUAAGUCGAAAAUAAAUCUCUUCAGUUUGUCGACACCACUGACAUCGGACGGACGGCCUGCCUGUACGCUAGCACGCUGAAUAAAUUGACCAGACACCGGAACGACUGAACGAGAAAAGCAGCAGCAGCGACCGUGACAAUUGCGGCGAGCAAAGAAAAAUCGCAGCGUUUCCGCUGCGGCACGGUCAGCAGUAGCACAUACCAAAAUCACCACCACCGGCACCUGCAACCCCAGCUGGUAAAGUUUUCGCAGUAUGAAACACACGGUGAAUUCAAAUGGCCGCGGUGCAGACGGCAACAAUGGCAACGAUGGAGACGGCAACGUCGGAACACAGGGGUGGCGUCGUGGCAAGGGUGGAAAAAAGCAGCUGCCGUACGACCCAUUUCAAAUGCGUGACGACUCCAACUCGACCACUGCUACCGGCGCUUUGUUACAUCUGAUAAAGAGUAGUCUCGGUUCCGGCGUCCUCGCCAUGCCAAACGCGUUCAAAAACGGGGGUCUCAUUUUUGGCCUGUUUGGCACAGCUGCCAUUGGGGCGCUGUGUGCGCACUGCAUCUAUCUUCUGGUGGUGUGCUCGCAAUCACUGGCCCGUCGCACACGUCGCCCGGCCCUCGGUUUCGCCGACACCGCGUACGCAGCAUUUAAGACAGGCCCGCACCGGUUUCGCGCCUGGGCCGCAUUCGCCAGAGGAUUUGUCAACGCUGCACUAUUUUGCACGUACUAUUUCGGCAACUGUGUGUACGUCAUACUCGUCUCGGCGUCGUUCAAACAGGUCGCAGACAACCACAUGUCUGAAGAGUGGCACUUCUCCAUCCGUACCUGGAUCUUGGGUCUAGCCUUGCCGAUUCUUCCUCUCGGCAUCAUUCGUUCACUCCGAGUGCUGGUCCCCUUCUCGGCCGUGGCCACGACAUUCAUACUGGUCGGUUUGGGUUGCUCCAUGGUGUGGGUGGUGAUCGGUGUCAGUCCGUUUUCCAGCAAAGAAGCUGUGCUAGCAGCCGUACCACUGCCCGAUAUGGCGUCUCGCCCCUGGGUAGGCACCAUCGCACACAUGCCGCUGUUCUUCGCCACCGUUGUCUUUGCCAUGGAGGGUAUCGGCACCGUUCUACCGAUUGAGAACUCCAUGCGCCAUCCAGAACAUUUCCUCCGGGCUCGUCCAUGCGGAGUGUUGAAUGCCGCCAUGACGCUGGUCGUGUUUUUGUACUCGAUGGCCGGCUUCCUUGGAUACUUGCGUUUCGGCAAUUCCACUGAAGGUUCCAUCACGCUCAAUCUUCCCAAUGAUUUAUUUGCUGAGACGGUUAAGAUCAUGGUCACGCUAUCGAUACUCUUUUCAUACGGUUUGCAGUUUUGUGUCCCCAGUGAGAUCGUUUGGGCACGCUUGAGGCCCUGGCUACGGAAACGCAAAUGGGAUGCCAAGUAUUCACUUCCUACGACAGACAAAGAUACUUCCACUGUAGCUGUGAGCACCAUUGCCGGUAGCAUAGUGACCAUGACCACGGUCACUUCAACAAUGAAUCAUACCACGAACGACGAGAAGAAACAGACUGAAGUAGAUGAACUGGAUGAGCAAGAAAAGUUUGUGGAGUGGGAGUACUACGUCAUGCGGGCUCUAAUGAUCCUGGGAACUUUUGGUAUUGCCGCCAUCGUACCCAACCUUGCUCCCAUCAUCUCUUUAUUUGGAGCAGUGUUCUUCUCCAUCCUGGGACUUAUGUGUCCGGCUGUAAUACAUCUGGUUGCAUUUUGGGAAUAUAACAAUGAAAAUGAAAAUGGUGAAAAUUACGAGGACUCUGAUUCAGAAAACGAUUUAAGAUUUGACGGUGUCGAUAACUAUGCGAUGUUUGACGACAUGAGUAUAGAAUGUGGCGAUAAUACACAACGACAACAGCAAAGGAGAAUGAUGAAUGAUGAAUCUAGUACCAAAAAUAAGGGUAUGAGCCGAUUUACGGCCACCAAAGACGUGGCCAUCGCUUUACUCGCUAUAUUUGCCAUGGUCUCUGGGGCGUAUGCGUCUUUGGUAGACAUAUUUCAAUCUUAUGGAUUCAGUAAAGAGCACACUAUAAAUUCUACCAUUGAAAUUAUAACGACUACUAUAGGGCCGGGGCCAGAGUCAGCGUUCCUGUUGAUAAAAUAAAUACAUUUAUUGAUAGGUAUGCUUUAACACCACCGCUGAAUCGACCCAUGCUUUAAAUACACUAUCCAAACACCUGGUGAGAUGUUGUAAAGUCACCUCUACGCCACUUGUUAUAUUAUGUAAACUAUAUGAGUGUUACCAUAAUUAUUGAUUUCACUUUCAUAGUUUCCCUAUGUGUUUAAUUUAUUUUGGACAUAAAUAUAAUAUCAUAGUUUUCUUUCCUAACGGUCUAUUGUCAUAAAAUAAUAAUUAUAGUAGGUAGGUGUUAUUAUUGACUGAUGCUAUCUGUCUUAGACCUAUUUAUGUUUGUUUUAAUUGAAAGUUUGUUAUUUUCUUCUUUUAUUUGAUCAACUGUCAAGUGUGCUUUUAUACAUGAGCGUUGACAAUAAAAAAAUGUACUGCAUAAUUUAAAAUAUCCUAGUACCUAUUUAUUAUUGUCAUUUUUAUUUCUAAAUUAUUAUAUUAUACUACUAUUUUACA